AUGUACCUGGAAAAUCAAAAUCAAAAUCAACUACAACAGCAGCCAAUACGCAACUCCAUUCAUGACUCAAUACCACAUAGCUUGCGACACCAAACCACUACCUCUGCUACCGCAACCGCAAUUACACCCCACCCAAUAAUGCAUCCUCAAAAGUCAGCAACUCCAUCUCCCAAAGCAACAGCAUCUGCCAACUCUUCACUACCGCGAUUGCAAACAUCAGGAUUUUCCAACUAUACCCACGAAAGGCGGCAUCCAGAGUCUGCAAGUACGACAACUCCAUCUUCAUCAACUCGUUUGCACCCAUCUUCAUCAACCUUGCUGUCAACGGCCCAAUCAUCGCCACUGAGGACGUCUCCCAUCUUAAACUCUGAUAACAAAAUAUGCCAAUGGUAUUGUUGCUCUUGCGGACAAUCUUAUGGUUCAGUUUUGUACAAGGAUGACUCAAACAAAAAAGACGGGUUCACUGAACAUCCACAAAUGGCAAACAAUCACCGCACUGAGGCCUCACCUACUGCGUCAACGCGAAACUACAUUUUCGACAGCCUAAAGUACUAUAGUCAAGUUGUUUAUCGGGAUCAUAAGCAUGCGUUGUCAAAUUCACCUACAUUGAUGAAGGCAGACAAUUAUUUUGAAUACAAAGAAAGGCAGUCCAACGGUGAAUACAACCAUUACGCUCAUCACACGCGAGAGCAUGCACAACAGCACGCACAAGAGCAUUCACUAGAAUCUGACGUCAUUGACACACCCGAGAGCCCCAGAUUGAACCCUCACACUCCACUUAUAUCACCGCUCCAUUUGGACUUGAACUCCAGUUCCCAUAGUUUGAUUGAGUAUCAAGAUAGAGCCAUAUUAAGCAUUCCCAGUAGAUUCACUUGCCAUAGAUGCAACCACAUGAUGUGCCCUUAUUGUUUGAAAUUAAGAUUGAAGGAUAUAUAA
Molecule: messenger RNA, 936 nt
Organism: Lodderomyces theae
Lineage: Eukaryota; Fungi; Ascomycota; Pichiomycetes; Serinales; Debaryomycetaceae
Exons: 1
Coding region: 1-936 (311 amino acids)
Source: RefSeq, a predicted model, not a curated record